AUGAUACAUUUGUUCGGUACCCUAAAACAUUUCCUCAAACGACGACCGGAAGUGAUAGACAACGCUGUAUUUCGGUUACACUGGAUGUUUACUUCCACUUUACUCAUGGUCUUCAGCAUUAUGAUUACUGCUAAACAAUAUGUCGGCCAGGCUAUCGCCUGCUUGCAGACGGAUGGUAUUCCGGAGGACGUCAUGAAUGCCUACUGUUGGAUUCACACCACAUUUACUAUUCCGGAAGCUUUUAAAAAGAACGUUGGUGUUGAUGUUCCGCAUCCGGGAAUUGACAAUACAAAAAUGGGAGAGAAAAAAUACUACGCGUAUUAUCAAUGGGUUUGCUUUGUCCUAUUUCUCCAAGCACUACUUUUUUAUGCGCCGUAUUACAUAUGGAAAAUAUGGGAAGGCGGUCUAAUCACCGCAGUAUCCCUCGGAAUGCACGUAGCUGUACUUUCGGAUGAGGAGCGCGAGAAAAAGAGAAAGCUAUUAACUAAUUAUUUGUUAAGCCACAAAGGAACGCAUAAAUUGUAUGCUGUUAAAUACGUGUUUUGUGAAUUCCUGUGCCUCGUAAAUGUCGUCGGUCAGAUGUGGCUCAUGAAUAUUUUUUUGGAUGACGAAUUUUUCAGCUACGGUAUUAAAGUUGUACAGUUCGCGCAGAUGAACCAGGAGGAGAGAGUUGACCCGAUGGUCUUUGUUUUUCCACGUAUGACCAAGUGUCGAUUCCACCAGUUCGGAUUUUCUGGGGAUGUCCAGAAGCACGAUGCCUUGUGUAUCCUUCCUCUGAACAUCGUCAACGAGAAGAUAUACAUAUUCCUUUGGUUUUGGUUCAUCAUUCUUGCCAUAUUAACGACGUUGGUCCUCAUAAAUCGUUUCGUUAUUCUAGUGUUCAGACGGUUGCGGGCUCGUUUCUUAAUAGGUAGAUGUCGCCUAGCUGCCCAUAACGACCUUAAGUACAUUUCUCGAUACAGCGACGUCGGUGAUUGGUUUCUCCUCUACAUGGUAGCAAAAAAUGUAGACCCCGUGGUGAUUCAAGAAGUAACGUCAGAACUGGCUAAGAAAAUAAACCGAUCUCAAGAAGAUGAUACAGAGAACCUGGUUGUGUAG
Molecule: messenger RNA, 1098 nt
Organism: Limulus polyphemus (Atlantic horseshoe crab)
Lineage: Eukaryota; Metazoa; Arthropoda; Merostomata; Xiphosura; Limulidae
Product: innexin inx1-like
Exons: 1
Coding region: 1-1098 (365 amino acids)
Cellular component (GO): plasma membrane; gap junction
Molecular function (GO): gap junction channel activity
Source: RefSeq, a predicted model, not a curated record